Molecule: messenger RNA, 2831 nt
Organism: Osmerus eperlanus (European smelt)
Lineage: Eukaryota; Metazoa; Chordata; Actinopteri; Osmeriformes; Osmeridae
Gene: cdhr5a
Product: cadherin-related family member 5a
Exons: 14
Coding region: 68-2194 (708 amino acids)
Biological process (GO): cell-cell junction assembly; homophilic cell-cell adhesion; multicellular organism development
Cellular component (GO): adherens junction; catenin complex; membrane
Molecular function (GO): calcium ion binding; cadherin binding
Source: RefSeq, a predicted model, not a curated record
ACCAGCUGGUACCAAGGGUUCCUCCGUGUCCUGCUGACUUUAUUUGUGGCGCGUCUGAAAUCAGGACAUGGAACAGAUUCAUAAGAGCAAAACUGUGAAUAUCUUCCUUGGCUUUCUGCUGGCUUUAUCAAUAUGUUGUGUUUGUAAGGCCCAAAAACUUUGUACAGUUUCUUCCGACCCUGUAUUUAUUCAAGAAAACAGCACAGUAGACCUGCUGGUUGCAAAAAUCAACUCUAGCGAAGAUGUAACACUAACCUUAACAGAAAAUCCGGAGGAGGGUUUCUACCUGAAGGGUUCUGAACUCUGGGCUAUAAAAGGAUUGGAUUAUGAGACCCUUCCCAGUGUAGACUCCUUCUUUGUACGGGUGCGAUGCAACAGAACAGGCUCUAGAUCUGUGAAUGUGUCAAUUGAGGUUUUUGUGGAAAAUGUGAACGACAAUCCACCAAACUUUGCUCAAAACCAUUAUGUUCUAAAUGUGAAUGAGCUUUCCCCAGUCAAUAGCAGCGUUGGACUGAUAGAGGCCACAGACAUUGAUUCUGACCUACUGUACUACCGACUGGAAUCAGCGAUGGACAAGUAUUUCCGACUAGAGAAUGUGAACACUCCAAAGAUCCUUGUGCAAAACAUUCUGGACUAUGAUGCAAUCCAAAAGAUUUCCCUUGUCUUGCAUGUGCAGGACACCUAUAAUGGCUCAGCUUCCAGUGAACCCUUCUUCACUUCAGUCACCACUAUAACGGUCAACGUUAAAGACAUCGACAACCGCCCACCAUGGUUUCAGCCCUGUGUACGGACCAACAUUGGCCCAGCCAAGCUGUGUGUCAGCACAGGAUACAAGGGCAAGGUCAAUCUCACAGAGAGAGAGGAUGGAGCCUUGACUUUGGAGCCUGGUCCUGUAUAUGCCAAAGAUGGGGAUAGAAAUAGAAGUGAGCAGAUCAGCUACAGAAUACUCAGAGGGAACGAGGGAAACAUUUUCCAGAUUGAUGAGGAGACUGGCAACAUAACCAUGGCCAAAGCUGCUGAUAUCGUAGGACUGAUAACUCUCACUGUUCUGGCUUCCCAGGUCACAAACAGAGACCAGUUUGCCACCACAGCAGUGACCAUCGAGGUGAUGAAGAAAAGCAGAAAUCCUCCUCGCUUCGAAAAGGACCGCUACGAAGGCUACAUCUACAGCAACUCAGUACCCGAGAGCAUGAUCCUCCGAGACCGCACUUCCAACAGGCCCUUCAGAGUCAAGGCCCGGGAUGAAGACUUUGCCACUGGUAUCAACCCAGAUGUGAAAUAUGAGGUGCAGUACAGCAGUUAUGUCAACGUGACUACCGAGGGUUUUGUGAUUCUGAAGAGAGUUGUCAAGACAGAGUCAUUUGCAUUGCAGCUGCGUGCGGUGGAUGUCUCAACAGGGGAGUUUGGUACAACUGCCCUCUCAGUCCAGGUAAUACCAGCAGUGGCAGUCCCAUCCCCCUCUGGAGCGGGCUACCGUGCUGGUGACAUGGCGCUUCUGGGCCUGAUCAUGGCGGCCGUGUUGGUCCUCUGUCUCAUUGUGAUUGGCUUCCUGAUCUCUCGUCUGAGGAAGGGGAACACCAGUUUUCAUAAGCUAUCUGAGUGCUUGGGUCCUUGUCUGCGGUUUGGUCAGCCCCAGGGUCAGCCCAAGGACACCAUGCAGUACACCAACGACGGCUUCCAGAAUGAGGGCGACAUGGGCCGUGGGGGCUCCAGGCGCCUGGAAACAGCCAGCCCCAGGCGCACGGUGACCCCAGCUCGAGAUAGAGUGAUCCCCAUGGAGCAGCGAAACCGCCACUGCUCUUCCUGUGGAGUAUAUGCUAACCACGUAGGCAAGGCUCGACCGGCUAGCUUCUCUGGGAGAGGGGCAAGACAGGGAGAGGAGUACGGAGUGAGAUCAAUCCUCAGCAAGGAGAGGAAGAGGGACGAGAGGCAGAAGACUGUGUGGUUCAAGGAAAAUGAGGAGUCGUCGGAAAUUGAGGUUGAGAUCAUCCCAGACUCUCUGGGCCAAGAGGAGAAGGCAACGGACGAGGUGGAUGAGCAGGAGAUGGAGGGGGGAGGUGAGAGCAUGGCUACCCAGACAGAUUUGGGUGACGGGCAAGGGGAGGUGAGUGGGGGGCCUGUUCAAGAGCCUAAGGAUCAACUCAUUGCUGACUCGGCAGACCAAGGGGAUGAGAAAAAGGAGGCGGAUGGCUGAGAUCAUGGAAGCAGUGAAUGUCUUCGAGCCUUAAAGAGAAAGCGUUUUACAUGAAAAGUCGCUUUUGUAGAGAUUGGACACAAUGGAUAAAAUGCUGUUUUCAUUUCACUUUUUUGAUGAUUUUUCGUAACAGUUUUUCACACUCCAUAAAGGCUCCUGAUGAAGCAGGACAGACUCAAGGAGACACUAUUUAUUUCUGGUGGGAAUAUCCUAUAUUUGUCAGCGUCUUUGAUAAUAUUAUAACCAUCCUUUACAUAGUAUGUGUAGACAGUAAGUCUACAAGAGUAACAAGAAACAAAAGACAAGAGUACACAAAAGUGGGAAACCCAUCACUCCUCAGUUCCGAAGCAUUGAAGUCUAAUUUCAGAUUUAGUUGUGAAUGAAGUAAAUGUACCGUAGUAGCGUUUUAUAAAUCAUCUUAAUUACCAUGGAGUUUUACUAAUGUGAGAAAAUACUUUUGGGGGUAAACAGGCAUUUUCACUUUGCCACAACAUGAAGUCUGGGAAGGAAGGAAAUAAUGUCUACUGAAUACUACACAUAUAUAUAUAUAUGUAUAUAACACACAUGUUUGGGACUUGGGACAUUUUAAGUUGUUUAUUGUAUCUGUAGAUUGUAUUUAUUAAAAAAAUUGUCAAGA